AUGUACUUCGGCCCGUCCACGCAGGAGGCGCUGUGUUACUUCCAGGCGAGCGUGCAGCUGCCGGAGACUGGAUUCGUGGACGCGGACACGUGGCGUGCGUUGAUUGGCGAGGAGCGGUUCAUUUGGGGUCCGCCGCCGGGCGCGAUCGGGUUCGACGAAGAAGCCGCGGCGGCGGCGGCGGCGGCCAGAUCUGGAUCCGAGUCCGAGUCCGAGUCCGACCCCGCGCCGCCGCCGCUCACCGCGUCCGCGGCGUCGGCGGCGGCGUGGAGCAAGACGAUCGUCCCGAUGAACGACAACGUGGACACCGGCGAGGACGACGGCCCGCAGUGGGGCGACGCGGAGAGGAACGAGCCGAACGAAGACCCGACGGGGCGCGACGACGCGGAGCGACGCGUGCGAGAGAGUCAGGCGCGUUCUAUCUCACACUGGCCCCCAUACGACCGCGUCGGCGUGGUGAACGCCGAUCCUUAA
Micromonas pusilla CCMP1545 is the source of this 471-nucleotide messenger RNA. RefSeq lists its product as uncharacterized. The record is from RefSeq and is a predicted model, not a curated record. Lineage: Eukaryota; Viridiplantae; Chlorophyta; Mamiellophyceae; Mamiellales; Mamiellaceae. Bases 1 to 471 code for a protein of 156 amino acids. The transcript is spliced from 2 exons.